Lentinula edodes (shiitake mushroom) is the source of this 1470-nucleotide messenger RNA. RefSeq lists its product as uncharacterized. Lineage: Eukaryota; Fungi; Basidiomycota; Agaricomycetes; Agaricales; Omphalotaceae. Gene Ontology annotation, cellular component: mitochondrial inner membrane. Gene Ontology annotation, molecular function: protoporphyrinogen oxidase activity, oxygen as acceptor. The record is from RefSeq and is a predicted model, not a curated record. Gene Ontology annotation, biological process: heme biosynthetic process. The coding region runs from base 1 to 1470 and encodes 489 amino acids. The transcript is spliced from 4 exons.
AUGAACCGCCAUAUCGUUGUAUUGGGUGGUGGUCUUUCUGGACUUUCAUCCGCUUUCCACCUUUCGCGUCGCUAUCCUGAAGCACUGAUUACCUUGGUGGAAAAAACGCAUCGGCUUGGAGGAUGGAUCUCCAGUGAGAGGGUUCAAGUUCGCGACGGAAGCGGUCAUACUGCUGACAUUCUACUGGAAUCUGGUCCUCGAACGCUAAGACCGAACGCGAAAUCAGUACUGGAACUGGUGCGCACGAUAAAGAUACAUCUCCUUGGACUCAAAACAUCAAUAAUAACAACGCCAGUUACCUCAUCAGCAACGAAGAACCGAUACCUUCAAAUCCCCGAAACGCAAGGGCUUAUCACUCUACCAAACACUUUGACAUCGGUAUUUUCUCCUCCCAUGCGGACAAUGUUACUUCCGCACGUCUUGAAAGAGCCUGUGAAACGAAGAAAUAGACCCAGCGGUAUAACUGAUGAAUCCGUGGACAGUUUCAUGACCCGCCGUUUUGGUCCUAUUUUUGCUCGCACAUUUGGCAGCGCUUUAGUGCACGGUAUCUAUGCUGCUGAUUCCCGACAACUGAGUGUGCGCGCUGCCUUUCCAUCAUUGUGGGCUAUGGAGGAUCGAGGUUGGGGCAGCGUGGUACGAGGGGCCCUUUUGCCAGAUACUGCAAGUCCCCGAAAAGAUUACGAUGUUGGCGAUAUACCCGACAUUAUGAAGAAUGUUUCAGUGUACUCAUUCACAGACGGUAUAGGCACACUUACGGGCGCGCUAGCAACCCGCCUACAGAAUCAACCCAAUGUGGAAAUACUGUGUGAUACCCCCAUAAGUUCACUUGGAGUGGCGGAGAAUGGUUUAUUGGAGGUCCACCUGGCUAGUGGACAAAAGGUCAACCCCACACACAUCGUAUCCGCUUUGCCGCUUCCUGUGCUCAAUAACCUCUUGUCCCCAACAUCAUCACUUCCUCAUCUUACGGCGAAUCCCUCAUCCUCGGUCGUCGUCCUCAACCUCAUCUUUCCACAAACACAGCCUCGCUUACACCCUGCCGGAUUCGGAUAUCUCAUCCCUCGCCCACCGUCAGGGUACACGCUCGACAACCCCGGCAUCCUUGGAACUGUCUUUGACUCGUAUGCAGGCAAUUUCACGAAAAUGACAGUGAUGAUGGGUGGUCCUAAUCCUAUCACCCCUUCGCAUACCGAUUUGGAUGCUGUCUUGAAGCAGCUCUCCGUUCAUCUCACGGCUCCUGAUGAUUUUCUAAAGGUGCUGCCUGACCCGAUAUACACACGGACCCACCGCCAUGUUGAUUGUAUCCCUACGCCUACACCUGGUCAUUUAGAGCGGAUGGAGGAACUGAAGGUCACCCUGGCAAAGGGUGUUUGGUCCGGUAGACUGGAGGUAAUUGGGGCUGGCGUCAGAGGGGUCAGUUUAGGCGAUUGUGUAGAGUCUGGUAAGAGGGUUGGCGAAAAUUGGAUAUCCUAG